AUGGUUAUAAAUGUGGACGAUGCUUAUGAGCUGUAUGAGAGGAUAGCAGAAAAUCAAUCGAUGUGGCCGAGCGACAGGGAAGUCCCGAGGAAAACAACUAAUAUACAUAAUGUGAAUGCAGUGACAGCGUUGACAGCACAGAUGGAGGCAAUAACUAGAAAGCUUGACUCUUUGACCCAUUCCAUGAAUAUGGUACAAACUCUAGCUCUGAAGUGCGUAGGUUGUGGGGUAGAUCACAUUACUGCAAGUUGUCCUUUGGCUUCUACUCACAUAGCUCAGCCAGCAAAGGUGAGUUAUGCGCAGAACUAUCAGAGGCAAAAUGGACCUUACCCAUACAACUACCAUCCGAGUUUGAACAAGCAUCCUAACUACACAUGGGUAGAAAAUUCAGAUCAAGCAUUAUCAGUUGAAGAUGUGAAUUAUGCAACUAUCAAGACACCAUCGAUCAAGCCCGCUACACAUGUUCAAGCUUAUGUGCCGCCUAUCCCAUUCCCUCAAAGGCUUCAAAGACAUCCUAAAAUUGAACAAGUCCAAGUUAUCACAAUGAGAAUCAAAGUUCAACUACCAGAAAUCGCAGUGAAGAAGAAGGGGAUUGAGGAGAAUCGAGUACCGACCUCGGGGGAAGAACAAGUGGGUCAGUUUGAAAAAUCAUCAAAUGUUAAUCAAAAAGAUCAGUCAGACAAUCCACAAGUCAAGGCGACCGCUCUUAGCAAUAAAAACACACCUUUAGUUCCAUUCCUUCAAAGGUUGCAGAACAAUAAAAUGGACAAACAAUUCAAGAAUUUCUUUAACACCCUCAGACAACUUCACAUCAACAUUCCUUUUAUUGACGCUAUUCUACAAAUUCCAAAUUAUGCUAUGUUUUUGAAGGAGAUAUUGUCUAAGAAGAGAAAGUUGCCAGAACAUGAAACAAUAGCAUUAUCUGAAGAGUGCAGUGCAAUCAUCCAACACAGGAUCCCUCCCAAACUUAAAGAUCUAGGAAGCUUCACUCUACCUUGCUCCAUAGGAAAUUUAAAUAAGAUAAAUUGUUUAAUUGAUUCAGGAGUGAGUAUUAAUUUCAUUCCCUUACCUCUUUACAGGAAACUGGGAUUGGGAGAUCCUAAGGCAGCAUCUAUUAUCCUUCAGCUGGCAGACCGAUCACUGAAACACCCUUACAGAAUAGUCGAAGACAUUCUUAUCAAGGUGGGGGAGUUUAUUUUUUCAGCUGACUUCAUCAUCCUCGACAUUAAAGAGGCAUCUUAG
Olea europaea var. sylvestris is the source of this 1242-nucleotide messenger RNA. RefSeq lists its product as uncharacterized. The record is from RefSeq and is a predicted model, not a curated record. The transcript has 2 exons. Lineage: Eukaryota; Viridiplantae; Streptophyta; Magnoliopsida; Lamiales; Oleaceae. The coding region runs from base 1 to 1242 and encodes 413 amino acids.